Drosophila busckii is the source of this 1538-nucleotide messenger RNA. Its product is annotated as sulfotransferase 1E1-like. Gene Ontology annotation, cellular component: cytoplasm. Bases 1 to 1278 code for a protein of 425 amino acids. Gene Ontology annotation, biological process: sulfation. NCBI's taxonomy places the organism in Eukaryota, Metazoa, Arthropoda, Insecta, Diptera, Drosophilidae. The record is from RefSeq and is a predicted model, not a curated record. The transcript is spliced from 7 exons. Gene Ontology annotation, molecular function: sulfotransferase activity.
AUGGAAUGGGUGCAGAUCACUCCGCAGAGCUAUCCGGUCAAUCUUCUAGCAAAAGAUUGGUCGGCACGGCCUUUGUACCUUUCGUCGUUUAUGCAAGAAUUCCCAGCCAUGAUACACGACAUGGAAGUGCUACCCGACGAUGUUUGGCUAGUUUCCUAUCCGAAAACAGGCACCACCUGGUUGCAAGAGCUGCUUUGGUUACUCUUGAACGGCUUGGAUUUUACAGCUGCUCUGUCUAAAGAUUUAGAACUACGUUCGCCCUACUUGGAAUUUGAUUUUGUGCUGCAUAGAGAUGAGCAGCGUGCUCUUAAGCCAGUGCUGGAGCUGCCGUCACCGCGACUCAUCAAGUCUCAUCUGCCAUUGGCGCUUUUACCUGCCCAACUCUGGCAAGGAAAGGGUAAAGUUGUCUACAUCUUUCGCAAUCCUAUAGAUGCGUGGGUAUCCUCGUAUUAUCACAUGAUUACGGUUGGCUUUAUACAUAGCACAACUUUGGAGCAGUUUAUGGAUGAAAGACUCGAUACUGAGUUUCCUAAACGUGCUGCGCUUGAUCAUGCUGCCGAGUUUUAUCAACUACGUAACGAGCCUUGGGUUUAUUAUACGUCAUAUGAGCGCAUGAAAUCGAAUCUGCGUGGUGUUGUUGAGGAUCUCUGCCAGUUCUUGAAUAAAACUGUUACAGAGCAGCAAAUGGAACGACUGCUAAAGCAUCUGUCCUUUGAAGAAAUGAAAAAAAAUCCAACUACAAAUCAUCGGUGGGAGCAUGGGCAACGCCCAAAGCAAAACAACAAUAACAAUGAAGUGUACAAUUUUAUACGCCGCGGUAAAGUUGGCGGCUAUAAAGAUGUCCUCUCGCCUCAGCUGAUUGACAAGGCAAAUGCGUAUAUUGAACAAAGAUUGCAGGCAAAUAAUGUGACUCUAGCACAGCUGCUGCUCUUGGAUGAUGACAAUGUUAAAGAAAGCGGAGCCGUUGGAGCUGGAGCUGCUCUGGGCGUGAUGCUGCUGCUGCUGUUGUCGCUGCUAGCGCCAAUGCAAGCCAACAUGGAGGAGCAUGGCAGUCAUUUGACCAAACGCUAUUCGGAUCAAACGGUGCAUGGUUAUAUGACCGAGCGCACCUGCUGGUGGAAUGAGGUGUGCAAGGAGGAGUUUCAGAAUCUGUUUCGCUGCAAGUGUCCACAAUAUUCUUACUGCCGCUCACCAGGGCGUUAUUAUAAUGCCUACUGUUCAAUGACGGACACCGGUUAUAUUUGGACCCAACUGGCGCUGGGCACAGUUGAGCGCUGAGCUCGUGACGUCAAAGCUGCCACACCAAACACUUACUGCUAACAGUAUUGAUACCACGUUUAGCCAAGUGGCCUACAACUUGAAAUUCUAAACAUGGCACGUAGGCAAUCAAUGUAAUCCUAACAGUUGAUCAUAAAAUAAUGCACACAGUCUGCUGCACAGUCCGAGAUCGACUGGACAACAAAUAGUUAACAAAAAAACACAAUAACAAACAUUUUAACCUGCACUGAAACUAACAUUUUUAUGUAUUUAAAUGUCAG